Molecule: messenger RNA, 525 nt
Organism: Triticum turgidum subsp. durum (durum wheat)
Lineage: Eukaryota; Viridiplantae; Streptophyta; Magnoliopsida; Poales; Poaceae
Source: the annotation of a GenBank genome assembly
AUGGCGGACCAGCUCACCGACGACCAGAUCGCCGAGUUCAAGGAGGCUUUCAGCCUCUUCGACAAGGAUGGGGACGUAUUGGUCAACGAUCGACCAGGAACUAUCUGUUGGAUCGUUCUCUGUUUUGAGGGAUCUCGGGUCUCGAUUCCUGGUUGCAUUACCACCAAGGAGCUGGGAACUGUCAUGCGUUCCCUGGGGCAGAAUCCCACUGAGGCAGAGCUUCAAGACAUGAUCAAUGAGGUGGAUGCUGACGGCAAUGGAACAAUUGAUUUCCCUGAAUUCCUCAACCUUAUGGCCCGCAAGAUGAAGGACACUGAUUCUGAGGAAGAGCUCAAGGAGGCAUUCCGUGUGUUUGACAAGGAUCAAAAUGGUUUUAUCUCUGCUGCUGAACUGCGCCAUGUCAUGACCAACCUUGGUGAGAAGUUGACUGAUGAGGAGGUUGACGAGAUGGUCCGUGAGGCUGAUGUUGAUGGUGAUGGCCAGAUCAACUAUGACGAAUUUGUUAAAGUCAUGAUGGCCAAGUAA